AUGGCCAACAAAAAAAGAAUAAUAAGACCAAGGAAAAGAAAGUUUAACGGCAAUCAGCAUAAUAAUUCCAAUAAUACCAAUAAGCAAUUUGAUACAAACACAGGAAGUUCUACAAGUAGUAAAAAGCUAAAAAAUAAUCUUGAAAAAACAUUAUUUGAUGACGACGAAUUUAUAUUUUUUAUGCAUUUUAAACAAAUGAAAAGUUGUUUUGAAAAGUAUGCUACUUGUAAUAUAUGUGGUACAAAGCUUUCCAUGUUGCAUGAUCAUUCAAGACACUUGGGUUUUUCUUUGUUUUUUCAAAUUUAUUGCAGUGGUUGUGCUUUUAAAGAUACAUUUUUUUCUUCUCCUGUUGUCAAAAACAAUAAAGCUGGUAUAAAUACUAGUGAAAUUAAUGUACGCAGUGUUAUGGCAUUCAGGGAGAUUGGCAGAGGCAGAGAUGCAAUGUUAACUUUUACCUCCAUAAUGAACAUGCCACCACCUUUAUCAAAACCUAGUUUUGACUGUAUUAAUAGCAAACUUUACGAUGCUUAUAAAUCAGUCGCUGAGCAAAGUAUGAAAAAUGCUGCUAUGGAAGUUAGGAGAAUAACCUGGCAGCGAAGAGGAUAUUCUUCUUUAAACGGUGUUGUGGUAGCAACGUCUCACGACAACAACAAAGUAUUGGAUACUGUUACAUUAUCUAAGUUUUGUAAAGGAUGUCAAAUUUGA
Molecule: messenger RNA, 705 nt
Organism: Hydra vulgaris (swiftwater hydra)
Lineage: Eukaryota; Metazoa; Cnidaria; Hydrozoa; Anthoathecata; Hydridae
Source: RefSeq, a predicted model, not a curated record